Molecule: messenger RNA, 888 nt
Organism: Thamnophis sirtalis
Lineage: Eukaryota; Metazoa; Chordata; Lepidosauria; Squamata; Natricidae
Source: RefSeq, a predicted model, not a curated record
AUGUCGUCUCAACGUAUUUUCCAUUACGGUCGCAUAAUGGCAAUGAUAAAUACAGACAUGCUGUAUGAAAAUUCAGGUCAGAUCUGCAGGAUCAUGACUUCCCAGAAUCAUACUCAGGGCCCUGGCCUCUCGUCCUGCCCUCCAAAUGUUCCUUCACUGCUCCUACCAGCUUUUCCUGGGGCUGCUUUACUGGUGACCUCAGCCGACACCCCAGGAAGCAAGCUGAUCAUCAAACUGAAACGUGAAGGACCUCUUAUGGGAGGUAGUGAGGAACUGCCCCGAACUCAGACGUUCUUCCUGACAGGGAUGCCAUUGGGUUGGGCCACCCAGCGCCGGGAUGGACCUGGUGGUGCAGGCAUCCGCACUGUGUUGUUGACGAAAGCCGGUGAGGAGCCAGGUGGUCGGAAAAACAGAGCACCUGAGGCUGUCCCAUCUGCUCAAGGGUCGCCUUCCAGCGACACCUCUUUUGCUUGUACCUCCAAGGGAGUUUAUGAGAAUUACCGGCGUUGGCAACGCUACAAGGCUUUGGCAAGACGCCAUUUCCCAGCCACACCUGAUGCAGAAGCCGUGCACCAGUACGCAGAGAUCAUGGAAGGCCUAAACCCCAGCUGGGAGGAAGAAGAAGCCGAGAAGAAAGAACAAGGGAUGGGCCGAGACACCCAGGAUCAGGAGGAAGGAGUGUUCCCAGACCCUGGCCUGCUUCAGUAUAUUGAUCAGUUGUGUGACGAUGAAGAAUUUGUUUGUAAGGUGGAAGCUGUUAUCCAUCCACAAUUUAUGGUGGACUUACUGUCUCCAGAGAAAACCCAAGAUCCCUUGGAGCUGGUAGAAGAGUUAGCAGAGGAGUUAAGCUUGACACCCAGCCAGGUAAUACAAGGGAAUGAAAUUUGA